AUGCCCUGGCGGCCGCUGCCUCGCAUUGCUUUUGCUGUGGCCAUCUACCCGUUUCACCCCUCCUCCCCGGCCGACCUCCCCCUCGAACUCGGCGAUGAAUUAUACAUUAUAGAACAAGGCGGAUCGGACGGAGAAUGGUGUCGUGGUUAUCUAGUUGCACCGCCGUCACUGUUGGCGGGAUUGACGAGUACCAAGGGUCAAACUCUCGAGGCCCGCGUUUUCUCCGGCAUCUUUCCCCGGAACUGCGUUGAGAUCCGUGAGGUACUGGGGGACGGUGAUGGUUACAAGGCCAUGCUCAACGGCGAUCGGAAGAGCUUGGACCGAUUGACCCUGCCUGGCCUUGACACAGACUAUGUGUCUCGAAGCAGCUUGGCCUUCUCCAUAGGCGAGUCGACGACAGUCGGCGAGGUGACGGAUGUAGUCCUCGCAAAAAAGGGAAGGCCUGCACAGAUUGUGAUCAAUAAGACCGAUGAUUCGGACCUUUCGAGCCCGCGAUCUGUCCACACCUAUCGAACCGGAUCGAUCCCGCACACGCCUAUGUCCUUCGCUCCUCGAGAUCCCAGUGCGCCUAAACCUGCUGCGCCUGUGCCCAUGUUGAAAAUUGGCGAUGAGACCCCAACUUCUCUGACAGAACCGCUCGUCGACGAGAUCGCAUCAUGUCUCCGCGAAUGGCAUUCGACCAACCUACACGAGCUACUUCUCGCUCGUCAAUAUGAUGUACUGGAGGAGGUGUCAAGACUUGUCCAAGAAUUGGACUUUUCGCGACGCCAAUUGCUUCAUAAUGUGUUGACUGGGAAAGAGAAGGAAGUACUGCGCGAUGAGACAGUGUGGAAGCUUGUUCGCGCCAACAAGAUGCUUAGUGGAGAUAUCAUUGUGCGCGAUUCAGAACAAAGAGGCCGAUUGUUGACAGGCGAAGACUCCGCAAUUCAGCUGGCCAAGCUACAAUCCGAAAUGAGCAUGCUCGAUGAUCGUCCUACAACCACAUCCGACACCACGGCUUUGCAUCAUAUGCUGUUGGAAAUAAAUGCUGUAUCGGGAACUGUUCCAGGCCCUGUGACCCUUGGAAUGCAGCUAUACUCUCGAUCAGACGCCGGUGCGUAUCAUCCGCUGUCCGAGACGUAUAGCUUGGACAUUCCAUCUCCCGACAAAUUCAUUAGCUUGACACACAGUAACAAGCUGAAAACAUUAUUCACUGAACUUGCUGCCACUGAUAUCGGCGAUGGCAGCGCCAAUGGACGACAACUUUAUCUGGUUGCUUUCGUUCGGACGGUAGAGUCCCGGUCUGCUGCUGAAAUCACGCCGUCGAGGGCUUCUAUGUCGAGAGAAGGCCCGAUUACUACACGGACACCCAGCGCCGGAGGCGUGCAGCCAUCAGUUAAGGGAAGCUUGAGGACACGGCGCAGUAUGAUGUGGUCUCCCAAGGCACGGGGUAGUCCGACCCUUGAUCAAUCAGUCAAGUCUCCUGCCCAAGCGGUCCCACGGUCAUCGAGCAGCUCGUCCAAUACCCAGGAAACAACAUCUCCUCAACCGGCGCCCAUGAAAGAAUCGAUGGCCAUUCGCACUGUGGGAGUUGGCAUCUUGGAGGUAUCCCCUGUUCUCCGACAAGACAAAGAUGCCGAGCAGGUGAUCAAUAUCUGGUCGACUCCUCAAGAGGGCGAGGAAGGCGAGGCUUACGCGGAAGGCUUUGAGAAGUUACUUCAAAUGCUGCUUCCGAACGCUAACGGUCGAUAUGUGCGAUCUCAAUCGGCCGCACGUCUACAUCUCCAUCUGCAUCCAUUCACCAGUACCGAUACCGAAACCCUUGUCCGUCAAAAUCCCACGAUUUUACACGAUGUUAUACAGACGAGGCGCAUCGGUUUUUCCAAGGCACCUGCGAAGCCUCGAUCCGACAUCUAUGUUACACUUUCACAGGCCGUGCUCCCUACCGAUGCGCUGCUAUCUCAUCCGUCUGCUGGCCAGAUUUCCCUCCAAACGAAUACUGGUCUCCGCAAUCUUCAACUGACCUUAGAGGUUCGCGAUGCAUCUGGCACACGUGUGGACAGAUGUGUCUUCCCAUCCUCUGCUCCGACCUCUGUGACAGCUUGGCGUACGACCAUCGCUGAUCGCGGCUUUCCGUGGAAUCAGACAAUUCGCCUGAAAAUCCCUACAAACCGCAUUCCUGGCUCUCAUAUCAUUAUGAGUGUUGCGGAUGCACCGGAAUUCCCCUUCGCUCUUGCAUGGAUGCCUCUUUGGGAUCAGAAUGCGUUCAUUCGAGAUGGUCAACACUCACUUCUGCUUUAUGCUUACGAUAAGCAGACCUCUAGUAUUGAGAAUGGCAAGGGCGCCUAUCUCAGCCUCCCAUGGAGUGCACUUGGCAAGAACGAAGCUGCCAAGGACGAAGCAGUCACCGGCCCUCUAGCAACACUGCGUCUUGAAACCCAUCUGUGCAGUACCGAGUACUCACAGGAUCAGGUCAUCUUGAGUCUGCUGAACUGGAAGGAACGCCCCGUCGACGAGGUCCUCGAUACCCUGAAGCGUCUCCUCUUCGUCCCAGAGAUUGAGAUUGUCAAGCAGCUCCGCAGUGUGUUUGAUGCACUGUUCGGUAUUCUUGCUGAGAACGCUGGAAACGAAGAAUAUGAAGAUUUAAUCUUCAACAACCUGGUCACCGUGCUGGGGAUUGUUCACGACCGGAGGUUCAACCUCAGCCCCUUGGUCGAUAAUUACGCUGACUCGCAAUUCAACUUCCCCUUUGUCACCCCGUGCCUUAUCCGCAGCUACUUGCGCCUUUUGAACGCCGCGACCGAGCUCCAUCAGUCUCGCAAUCUCCGUGCCGCUUUCAAGGUGGGACGCCACUUGCUCAAGUUCAUCAUCAAAGCCCGCGAGCAGCAAAAGGCCAAGGAAGAAGGCAUUGGAAUUACCACUGUGCAGUCCACUUUCAACCGAGACUUGCAUACAAUUUUCAAGUCCAUGGAAACAUUGAUGAAGAACCCCUCACCGAGUUUGGUGGGAAGCAAGACCUUGAUCGUCCAGCACUUCCACUCAUGGCUCCCCGAGCUUUCUAAUGUCCUCGGGCGGGAUGAAAUGAUAAUGAUCGCUUUGAGUUUCAUGGAUUCAUGCAAGGAUGUUACGGGAAUGUUAGUUCUCUACAAAUUGGUGCUUAUCCAAAACUACACCCAGUUCGAGAUCUUUGCAACCGGCGACGAGAGAAGGACUUUGAUUUCCAGCUGUAUUGGUUGGCUGGCGCCUUACUGGGGUUCCAAUGGAACCGUUUCGGAUCAGUACCGAGAUCAGGUCCGACUUAACAGUGCAAUUGUCGCUCAAUUGCUCUCUCAUCCGGAUCCUCAGCUGUACGAAUUUAUGCCGAGUAUUGUCGCUUCAUAUUGUGCUAUAGCAACUGAGGGUGUGGACGAGACUGAGUACCUGUCCUUACUGUUCAGCAAGGCUUUCCCCUUCCAGGUUAAGACUUCUACGAUCCCGCAGAAGUUUGACGAGUCGCUGGUAGAACUGUCAGCCAUCAUGGCCGCCAUAGCCAAGAUCGUGACACCCAAGAUGCCCGCUUUGAGAGAAAUGGAGCUUGCUACAUUCGUUUCACAAGCGCUUGAAGCCCACAAUUCCAUCAUAGAUUGUGAGGCGUAUCCUGAAAACUGGUUCAGCAUUCAUGUUUACAAUCAUCGGGCUGCCAUCAAGAGUCUCGAGCAUCUCGGGUUGCUCCUGAUUGACAAAUUCCUUCCCAACCCCGACGAUGCCGAUACCUUUGAUACUAGGCUAUGGGAAUCUUUCUUUACGACGCUGCUGAAGGUGAUCUCGAGCGAUGUUCUUGCCCUGGAGACAUUCCCUGAACAGAAGCGUCGUGCUGUCUGGAAGAUCGCUGGCGAUGUUCGCGAGCAAGGCGCGGAUCUGCUUCAUUCCACCUGGGAAGCGAUCGGCUGGGAUACUACCGAUGAGGAGCAGGAACGUUAUGGUUUGAAAAAGUUGGGGGGUUACCAGGUUCAGUACGUUCCGAACCUGGUUCCUCCGAUUAUAGGUCUUUGUCUCAGUGUGCAUGAGGGCCUGCGACAUGUUGCUGUUCACAUUCUUCGCACAAUGAUUCUGAGCGAGUGGGAUCUCAAUCAAGAUAUCUCGAUCAUCGAGACAGAGAUCAUCUCUAGCCUGGAUUCUCUCUUCAAGUCUAAGCAGAUGAGUGAGAGCGUCAGUCAGAAGAUCUUUGUCGGUGAGCUUCUGGACCUGUUCGAAGGUGAUGCGGAGUCUGAUGAAGACCUAUUCAGCGCUAUGAAAGGUCUCAUUGCAACUGUCGAUGAGCUUCUUGACCUGCUGGUGGCCUCGCAGAGCAGCGCGUCCAUUCAAAGUCUCCACGCCCUGAAGCUUAUGGAAUACAUGAAAGACAUGGGCCGGGAAGACAUCUUCAUUCGUUAUGUCCAUGAAUUGGCCGAUGCCCAAGCCGCCGCUGGCAAUUUCACCGAGGCUGGUCUUGCUCUGCAAUUCCAUGCCGACCUCUACGAAUGGGAUCUCAACAAACCUGUUUCGGAGAUCAUGUCACCACCUUUCAUCGCACAAAGCGCUUUCGAGCGGAAGGAGGCCCUGUAUUUCUCCAUGAUCCAGCAUUUCGAGAAUGCGUUGGCCUGGGCUCCAGCACUUGCAUGUUACAAGGAGCUUGCGGCCCACUACGAAGCUACCACGAUGGACUUUGCCAAGCUCUCUCGGGCUCAGAGCUCCAUGGCUCGGAUAUACGACAUCAUUGCCAAGGGUGACAAACAGUUCCCCCGUUACUUCCGGGUCGUCUACAAGGGUCUUGGAUUCCCUCCCGCCCUGCGUGAUAAGGAGUUUGUCUUCGAGGGGUCCCCGACAGAGCGCAUGGCAUCGUUUGUGGAUCGCAUGCAGCGGGAGCAUCCCACCGCACAGAUCAUGUCGUCCGGCGAGAUCCCCGACUACGAGGGCCAAUUUCUCCAGAUCAGUGGAGUCACUGCCCACCGUGAUGUUUCUCAUCCUGUCUUCCAGCGCUCUAAGGUGCCACACUCCGUUCGUGAACAUCUGUUGAUCUCAGAACCUUCUCGUUUCUCAGCUACUUCCCGGAGGCACACGAGUAGCUCGGACGUGCGUGAGCAGUAUGUUGAGAAGCUCAUCUUUACUGUUGCGGAGGCCUUCCCGAACAUCCUUCGUCGCAGUGAGAUUGUUUCUGUUCAGGAGGUCGCUCUCUCGCCCCUUCACACAGCCAUUGAGCGAACGUGCCGCAAGACACAGGAGUUGCAACUCCUGGAACGCCGAGCUGCAGCGGGCGAAGACAAUGGCUUGUCGAAUUUGACCGAGGCACUGGAACAACUGCUUGAGAUGCGGGGAUCCACCUCCAACUGUGUGGCCUUGUACCGCGACUUCCUUGGCGGUGCUCAGGGUACGAAGAACAAGGUUGAGGAAUUCGAGUAUGAAGAUGAAGAGCCAGAGGAACCCGAGGAAGCGGAGACGAUGGAUCCGAUGGAGAACGCCCUCGCUGUUGCCCUUAUCGACCAUGCCUUGGCGAUUAAGCAUGCGCUGUCCCUCUACCAGCGCCCAGCGCAUCUAGCCACGCAGGCGGAGCUCCUGCGUCGCUAUGAGAACGUUUUUGAGCCCGAAUUGGCAUCCCUCAUGACAUCCCCACCCGAGCAUUCGAGCCCGACACCGACCCAACCCCGCCAAUCCUCCACAUCAGAGCGUCGAAAUCAGGCUGUGCAGCGCUCCGUCAGCCCCGAGCAAGAGCUUAUCCGAGCCACCCGAGGACAUAGCCACACGCGUAAGCGCUCGGACAGGCAAUCGGUCAGCCAUCGCAUCAGCAUCAUCAAUCCUUUCAAGCGAUCUCACGGCCAAUCGAACUCGAUCUUCACCAUCCAGCCGUCGGGCAGCAAAGAAAAGAAUCUCGAGGAGCGCGAGGAAGAAGACGAUGCAGCCACCAUCCAUAGUCGGGCCACCGACCACUCCCGGGGUGGGAAAAGUGACAAACGGCGAAGCUGGUUCGGCGCCCAAGGCAAGCAUGGCUCUUCCCCGUCCAUCGCUGGUGCCGGCGAUGAGACCCUGAAGAAGCGGCCUUCUCGCAGUGCAUCACGCGACACGGGCGCGGCGCAGUGGGUAGUCCCCCCUGAGCGACCUGCACCCGUCUCGAGCGGCGGGUGGUCCACUCUUCCGCCGACGCGCGAUUAUUCUCGUCCGGUAACGCGUGAAAGCACAAAUGGAGGACGGGAAGUGACCCUUACGAACGGUAUCAAUGGUACCAAUGGUAACAUUGGCCCGAAUAGUGCCCAAGUCCCCUCCCAGCCGACCAGCUACAACACCAAUAGCGGGAUGCGCGAUUCAGUAUUCCGACGAUUCAGUCUUUUCAAGGGCGUCGGCCGCAAGAACAGCCGGAUGGAUUUCGAAGCGAACGGCGCGCUACUUGAGGAGUAA
Molecule: messenger RNA, 6387 nt
Organism: Penicillium maclennaniae
Lineage: Eukaryota; Fungi; Ascomycota; Eurotiomycetes; Eurotiales; Aspergillaceae
Product: guanine nucleotide exchange factor DCK1
Exons: 2
Coding region: 1-6387 (2128 amino acids)
Biological process (GO): small GTPase-mediated signal transduction
Cellular component (GO): plasma membrane; cytoplasm
Molecular function (GO): guanyl-nucleotide exchange factor activity; small GTPase binding
Source: RefSeq, a predicted model, not a curated record